Cygnus olor (mute swan) is the source of this 4947-nucleotide messenger RNA. RefSeq names its product ring finger protein 223 (gene RNF223). Gene Ontology annotation, molecular function: ubiquitin protein ligase activity. The record is from RefSeq and is a predicted model, not a curated record. NCBI's taxonomy places the organism in Eukaryota, Metazoa, Chordata, Aves, Anseriformes, Anatidae. The coding region runs from base 747 to 1646 and encodes 299 amino acids. Gene Ontology annotation, biological process: protein ubiquitination. The transcript has 3 exons.
UCAAAUUAUUUGUCCUUUGUAAAGAAACACAAGGAAAAUAAUUGCUGAUUUUAGGUGUCCCGAAGCUUUUCUUCAGGUGAUUUGCUGCCCUGCGAAAAACAUGCCCAGGAUCCCAAGGCAUUGAAAACUGGAGAGAUUAAUUAAAAAAAACAUCCAAACCGAGCAAAGAGCUGUAAGAACUUGCAAGAAGGGUCUUUCCCAGCGCGGCGAGGAUGAACAAACAAAGAUUUCUCCCCGGCACUUCCCGGGGGCAUUGGCCACCAGCGCGCUCUCCGCGGCGCCUUAUCGAGAGCAUUCCUGCCUGCCCUGUUUGUCACAGGAACCGGCCUGGAGUGGAAGUGCCCUGGCAGCCAAUGACGGGUUCGGGGUAAUUGGGAAAGGCAGGUGGAGCAGGUAAGUCACCCCUAGGCAGGAAGGUAUAAAAGAUACUUGGAUCGCAGCGGCACGGCCACUCGGGCGCAGGGAGCUGGGUUGGUCGCUGCUCUCGCCCGACCUGCCCUGCUCGGAGAGAAAUCAGAAAACUGCCAGGAGCUCAAAUGCCAGAAGAAGGCUUGUAAAUAAAAAGACUCCGAGCCUAAGCCUAUCCUCUGGAAAGAAGACUCUUCAGGGGGUAGAAAGCAAGAGCCCAGAACAUGCUUUUCUCCUUCUGAACUGCCCUCUGACCAGGCCUUGCUCAUGCUGCCACCAUAAUAUCUGAGUGCCUCCCAGCCUAGUAGACUGCUAUCGUGAGGUCCCUGCUCGACCUCAUGGAGUCCUCUGCUCUCCUCCCUGCCCAGGUGUCGGGGAGCACCGGCUGGGAGUCUCCCAGGGCUCUCGUUAUCUCCCCGGGCUCCGUCAUGUCGUGUUUCACCCAGCUGUGGCACUCGAGCACCCCGGACUCGCCCACCAGCCCCGUCCCUGCGUCUCCAAAUGAAGCCCCCAUCCCCAUCAGCCCCAUCGUUAUCACCUCCCCAGGAGACAGCAAGAGGAAAGCGAGGUCCCCCACCGACAAGCCAGGCUCUCCAAACCCAACCUCCCCGAAGCCGACCUCCCCCGUUGAAUGUUCCAUUUGCUUCAACACCUACGACAACACCUUUAAGACGCCCAAACUGCUCCAAUGCUCCCACGUUUUCUGCCUGGAGUGCGUGGCUCGCCUGAGCAAAGGGCUGCCCCCAAACCACCCCGAGGACCAGCUCCCCUGCCCCUUCUGCCGCCAGCUGACCAGCAUCCCUCUGGAAGGCGUCCCAGCUCUCGAGACCAGCAAGGAGCUCCUUGCCACGCUGCCCCCUGAGCUCCAGCAGGAGAAGGUGCUCUGGAUGGAAGGGACCAAGCUCUGCUGCCGCCGGUCGUCCGACGACCCCGAGAAUCCAGACUCAUGCAUCUCCAUCGACGUUGCCAUGAGCAAGCCGGAAAGCCCGGAGGCUCCCCCGACGGGGCUGGCGGGGAGGCUGUCCCGCUGCGACAUGUGCGACGACUGGAAGCGCAUCGUCCUCCUCUCGGCGCUCAUCAUCAUCCUCUUCUGCAUCAUUCUGUGGCCGGUGCAGUGCGCCCUGAAGACGGGGAACCUCCGCUGCUUCACCAGGACUGUGGCAAUGAGCAGGCCGGAAUACCUCCCCCCGAAACACACCACGGCAGCCCCAGCUGUCACGCAGAUCCCUUUCCAGUAGCAGCCCAUGGAGGAGGCACUUUGGGGAGGCAGGAGCAGGGCUCGCUGCCCGACAGCAUCCCUCGCCGUGCCUGCACACCCCGAGGUCCCCACGCUCGUUCUGCGGCCACGCUUGGGUGCAGGCACCCGAUUCCAGGAGCUCUGCUGAAACCCGUGCCGGCCAAGCUGUCUCCAGCCCAGAAAUGCUCCCAGGAGCUGUCAGCAUCCUUCUGCCAACUCUCCAUGGGAACCAGAGCCUCGAAAGCUGUUGCAAAGGUGCGGUGGGCGACAGAUUCACUUCUAGGACUGCUCGCCUGGAGUGGCGCAGGGGCCUUGGCUGGAUACCAGAUGACAGUGGGUAUAGUUCCUUCCACCUCCCUUGGGGAAUAAAGGGCUGUUUCUUUUUGCAAACUGAAGGAUCUACAUGAUUAUUCCUGUGAGGAGCUGGGUUUGGGAGAGUAAAGACAUGUCAGAGUUGUACAGGCAGAUGAAAAGUAGCCAUAUCCCACAUGCUUGAAACAUUUCAGUUGUGUAUUCGGUGCUGGAGGUGUUAAAUGCUGCCUCCUGCUGACAAAACAUAGAUCCAUCCCUGCUGCUCACCGGAGCUGUUACCACCGUGACGAGCUGAGGCACUGCUGAAAUUGUGAACAGACGAGAGUAGCAUUUUUUUAUUUAUUUUUUCCUCCAAGAAGGUGCUUAAAAAUCACUCAUCCCUUGCCUGGAAGGGUGAGUGCACCCAGGGUGAGCUCUGCUAGGCACACCAGCAUGAUGCUGCCCCUCGGUGAGCUUCAUUCACACUUCUCCCAGGCAAAUCAUUGCCAAAAUGACAGAAGGUCCAGCUUUUGACAGCUUUACCCUCCUAAUCUCAAAAGGUGUCAGUAUUAAGACACGGGCCAGUUGCUUACACGAUAUUUUUAUUUAAUGCAGUGAUUUUCCGACAGUGAUUAACAAAAGUCUUCAUGAAGAAGGCGGCUUACAAUUAAAUCUUGUUUAUUCAAACACAUGGAUGUAAGACAGGAUUGUAUGCAAGUACCAUACGUGUAUGUAUUAAAUUAUGUUUUCUACGAUGCGAGGUGUCAAUUUGUAGCAUUUACUCCACAUUUUCCCCUCUUACUUGCAGUUGGAGGUGCCCACUCAGCAGUGCCGGGUCUGGCACCUCUGGAAGUUCAUACUUACUGCCAUCAAGGCGGUGUUGUCCCAGAUGCAGCUGCCCCUGUAUUUCCCUGAUUUAACCUGAAAAAGGAGACGCUGCCAAGGCUGCCCAUCUUUUGCUUCUUCCCAGCUGGAUGAAAGAUGUUUCCAGUCUCACUUUGCAGCAAAUCUGGUUUGAAAUAUAAAAAGGCCAAAGCAACAGCAGAAGUAACCAAGUCUGUUGCUAUGCAAAACGUCUGCUGGGGGUGCUGUAUCUGCAGCAGCGGUGCUGUUGGGCUGCAGGUGGUAUUAUCUGUGCCAGCCACACGUCUGCAAAACCCCCCCCCCCAGGCACUGUAGCAGCCACCAGAGGCACUGGGCUUGAGAGGGCUUCUCCCCGCCCGUUCCCCAGUGCUUGCUACUGUAAGGCUAUCUUCACAGCACCAUCUUAAACGUGUUCCUGGAAAAAGUAGACUUAAGGCAGAGAAGGCACUUCCAUUUCACACAAGGUGCAUUCGAAAGCCCAGCAAAUUCAUGCUAAGUAGCAGAAGUGCUUUGCCAUGCGCAUCUUGGUUAGCGCGCAGUCCCACUGAUGAGACCUGAGGGCAGGCGAGAGGGAAAUAAUAUCUUCAGCUCAACAGCCUCAUAAAAUCUGUUGUGGUGGUAAACUGAGCACAGAGAUGUUCUCACAGUUCCAGCUAUUCCUAGCGGUCUGUCACAGCAUCCUUCUGGGGACUGUCCCUCUGCACUUCCCCUUCGCACCGCCUACUGAGGAAGAAAGGCUGAAGGUCUAGCUAACACGCAGCUGAACCUCAUGUUCAUGCAUAGUCAAAAGGAAGAAUCAAAGCAAAUGGAAACAGGGCCCCAAGCAGUAACAUUGGGGUUAGGAGACAUCCCCACUGUCCACACUAAUUGCCACUCCAUCACUUUCCCAAAGAGCAAGCCACUUAGAAAGAAAUCAAAAAUAAAAAGCCUUGAGAAUAUUCAACAUUUAUUAAAAGUGCAAUAAAAAUAAACAGUUCUCCUGUCCCUGUGACGAGGGACCAGGAAGACCAGCCAGGAAAUACAGCCACGGUAUGUCAUUGUGCUUUUGUUCAACCCCUUCUGCUCAGCGCUGGGAGCCAGCACCCUGGGCACCAGUGCCCCAGCACGCAGGGGGCCGCACGUCUGCCCUCUUCCAGGCACCUAGGAGGACAUCAGCAUCAUCCCCACGCAUGCUCCAGAGCUUCAGGCACUGGCACUCAGGCCCAAAACUCCCCAGAGAGAGCACUUUCAGUCCCUGGUGUAUCCCGCAAAAAGGGGUUCUUUGGCAGGGCUAGUUGCAGGCCUCAGGGCUGGAACGGCAGGAGGCCCUGGGAGUCACAAGUCAAGACUUAAUCAACAGAGCUGGAAUAUUCCACUCAAUAACACACGUCUUCACGGCACUGGUCAAGUCACAAGCGCUCCUACAGCACCCCUACUCAGCAGACACAGCACUUGCCUCGUCAUACAGUUGCAAGGGGGAAAAAAAGAGCUCAUACAGCAAGGUAACGGCAGAGCUGCAUCAAGCUUAGAGGGGCCCAGCUCCACAAGUUCAGCUCAAGUCUAGCAUCCUACGCUGUGUUACUCGCUCGGGGUGGCUAAAAGCACAGUGCACAGUCAAAGCUGCUUUCCUACUCUUCAGCACCCUUCAGCUAGGCGGGAUCUCCCAUAGCUCAACGUUCAGACCCGCACCAGGGUGGAGAUGCCCCCCUCUGGCCCCAGUUCUGCUCCGACACCGAGCUCUGCGGGCUCUCAGGCACGCGCACACCCUCCUGCUGCAUGGUGGCAGCAGGGACUGCCCGGUGUGCGUUGGCAGGCUUGCAUAGAAAGCUAGAACUGGGACAACCCAAAGGAAGCGUGAGGACAAGAAUCAGAGGCACGUACACCUGGGACCAGGCCGUGCUCUCUCUUCCUCACCUUCACAGGCAGCGAAGUUACUCCGGGAAUUAGUCUAGAACCACUUCUAGCUUGGAAAUGAUCGACCUAAUGAAAACAUCCGAGUGCACUAAUACUUUUCUAACGCCCUAAAUGGGCAACCCUGGGAAAGCUCCUAAGCAAAUAGUCGUUUCCAUUCCUUUAACAAUUUGCAUGUAAAAAAUAAGAAUCUUAAAUUAAAAAAAAAAAAAAAAUUAAAACUGAGCCUUGAUGCCCAACAAAUGUCCAGAGGCACU